Messenger RNA from Blepharisma stoltei, 4849 nucleotides. The record is from the annotation of a GenBank genome assembly. NCBI's taxonomy places the organism in Eukaryota, Ciliophora, Heterotrichea, Heterotrichida, Blepharismidae.
AUGGAAGAAAGCUGAACUCAGCUACAAAACCUCGAAGCUCAUAUAAAAGAGCAUAAUAUUCAAUUAGAAAGUCUCUCCCCUGUCAAACAAAAAAUUUCAAGCCAAUCUUCUGUAUCAAGCGAAAUGAGGCUGAAAAAUCAUUAUAGAGCUUUCUCUUCAAUAGCGCGAUAAGGCGCAUUCCUAGGUUUUACCGGAGGGUCUUGGACAUAUGAAAACCUGCUAUUCCUUAUUCAUGGAGGAGACAAACAGCCUAAAUAAAGAAUUGUGCCUGAUCAAUCUCGAGAACUUGAAGAGAGGCUGUGUGGAAAAUUUACAUUUUGGUUCGUCAAAUGAUCUGACGAGCCAAUUCUGGCCAGCACUUGAAAUAAAAAAUGAUAGUUGCCAGAAUUUUAUUAAAUUUCUGAUGAAGAGUAUGAUCAGAAUUUUAAUAAUUCUUUUUGACAAUAAAAUUCAAAAUUCAAACUUUUAAUAGAAGAUUUAAAGAGAUAAUUAAAUCGUUAAAAUAACGUAAUGAAUACUCUUUACUGCCUUAGGGACACGAUGCCAAUAAUGAUUUUCAAAUUUUGACUUUUUUCAUAGUGACUUAACCAUCUUAAUAAUUUUUAAAAAUUGAAACUUUUAAAUAGAAGAUUUAAAGAGAUAAUUAAAGCAUUAAGUAAACGUAAUAAGUACCCUUUACUGCCUUAGGGAGACGAUGCCAGUAAUGAUUUUUAUAAUUUGACUUUUUUCAUAGUGACUUAACCAUCUUAAUAAUUUUUUAAAAAUUCAAAAUUGAAACUUUUAAUAGAAGAUUUAAAGAGAUAUUUUAAGCAUAAAGUAAACGUAAUCAGUACUCUUUACGGCCUUAGGGAGACGAUGCCAGUAAUGAUUUUUAUAAUUUGAAUUUUUUUCAUAGUGACUUAACCAUCUUAAUAAUUUUUUAAUUUUUUAAAAAUCCAAACUUUUAAUAGAAGAUUUAAAGAGAUAAUUAAAGCAUAAAGUAAACGUAAUGAGUACUCUUUAUUGCCUUAGGGAGACGAUGCCAGUAAUGAUUUUUAUAAUUUGAAUUUUUCAUAGUGACUUAAUUAAUUACUUGAUCCUGUGCCAUUUAUUAAAAUUCUGAUCAUACUCUUCAUCAGAAAUUUAAUAAAAUUCUGGCAACUAUCAUUUUUUAUUUCAAGCACUGGCCAGAAUUGGCUCGUCAGAUCUAUUUGACGAACCAAAAUGUAAAUUUUUCACACAGCCUCUCUUCAAGUUCUCGAGAUUGAUCAGGCACAAUUCUUUAUUUAGGCUGUUUGUCUCCUCCAUGAAUAAGGAAUAGCAGGUUUUCAUAUGUCCAAGACCCUCCGGUAAACCCUAGGAAUGCGCCUUAUCGCGCUAUUGAAGAUAAAAUUCUAUAUAUGGAAAACAUCCCUAUUACAAUGCAGCAAAGGGUUUUACAGUUAAGUAAAGAUGUGAAAGACAAAGAAAGAGAAAUUUUAAAUUUGCAAAGAGAUUUAGUGUCACUUGAUAGUUAUAAAGAGCAAAAUAAUAAUCUUCAGCUGCAAGUAAAAGUAUUAACUCCCCCCUAAUCCUUGAUCGAACGACUCGCCAUCGUUCGAUCAAGGAUGGGGGUUAAAAAAAAAAUUUUCGGGAAAAAAAAUUUUAUAUAUAAAAUAAAAAAUAUAUAUAUAUAUAUAUAUAUAUUUUUAUUUACUUUUAAAUAAGAGGGUUAAGAGUAUUUAAUAAUUAUUUUUACAGCAAAAAUUGAAUUAAUUUCAUAAAAUAUCAAUUUUUAAUAUUUUGAUUUAUUAGUUUACCCUUUUAAACUGUAUAAAUUUUAAUUUGUUACUUACUGAGUUAAAUUUUUUUUUUUUUAAAUUUUAAAGAAUCUCUGUUUUUAAGAUUACUGAUUUUUCAAGCCUAGGUUGAUGACUAAAUCACUUCGGAUGGUUGAUUCUGCAGCUUUCUGUCGUCUCAAAGCUCUGACAACAACUUCAUUAGGUACAUCUUCCCAAGCUUUUGAUAACUAAUAUAUUUUUAUAUAUAUAUAAAAAUUGUCAUGAUAUGAAAAUCGUUCGAUCAAGAAUAGGGUUUAAUUUCCCCAAUUUUUAGGGAAAUUUUUACAUUCAAUCGUUCGAUCAAGGAUGGGGGUAGGGAGUAAGAGAAAAAAUUGUUAUGUUUGAAAGAGAGAUAAACCAAAAAAACUUAGAACUGAAUAAUAUUGAAGGAAAAAUCAAGCCACGCAUGGAAGAUGUAGAAAAAGAGCUGCAAGAGCAGCUUGAUAUAAACGCGAAUCUUCAAAAAACAUUUAAUCAACUCAAAAAAGAAUCUGAUGAAAAAACUCAUAUAAUUCAAAGCUUAAGGCAAGACUACACAAAUCUAGAAAACACUUAUAAAUCGACUGAAGAUGAAAAAAGAAUUUAUAAACAAAAAUUCAAUGAUCUCGAUGAAAGAUAUAAAGGCCAAGUCGACGAAUUUGAAAGAGCUGCUUCAAUUGUGCAAGAAAAAGAACAGAUAAGUUUAGCACUAGAAGAAGAUAAUGAAAGAUUGAGAUGCGAGCUUGAAAAAGCUAUGGACUCAUUACAAAAAUGCCAGGUAGAAUUGAGCUUUAUACCAAAAUUAAGGCAGGAAUUACACCAAAGUGAGCAACUAAUAGCAGCUGCUUCUAGGGAGCUAGAAAAAGAAAAAAAUUUUAAAGCAAAACUACAGAAUGAUAAAGAAGAAGCUGAAGAAAUGCUGAAAAAAAUCACAAAAGCAACUGAAGGGAAUGACCCAGUUGAAUAUAUUGAAGAAUUAUUAAAUAAAUUAGAAAAAUCCAAAAAUGAUUUAGUGCUGAUACAGGAUGAACUGAAUGAACUUGAAGAACGGCAAAGAUAUGCGGAUAGAGAAGCCUCAUAUAUAGUAAAACUUUUGUCGAAUUAUUUUGAAAAAAUCAGUGAAAGCUUGAAAUCAGGCAUUUUCUUGUGUGAAGAAAUCCCGAUGUUCCCUAAAAUAGAAAGCGAUGUUGAAGCAAGUGUGGCGUUGCUUUAUAAUGUUUUACAAAAGUGCAAAGUAGAAGCUCAGGAAAAGGUUAGAGAGCAAUCAAAAGUUAACCAAACUUUGACUGAAAGACUCAAUAAAUACGAAAAAAAUAUUUCCUUGCUUACUCCCCAUCCGUGAGCGACAAGAAAUUUUUGUUCGCUCAGAAUUAGCUAGAGAUUUCAUUAUAUAAAUUAUUACUUAUAUAUCAAUAUUUUUUCAUAAAUAAUUUUUAUAUUAAAAAAUUUUUUGUUUGCUCGCAGAGGGUAAAUUUUGGGCAAAAAAUAAGAAUUUUUCCAAUGGUUUUGUUCGCUCAUGGGGAGUUAGAGAAAAGCAGGAAGAAGUAAAUGUCCAAAUCCAAGAACAAGAGAUCUUAUCACAAGAGCUUGCUAAUGAAAAAAAUAGGCUAGAAAAAGAGCUAGAACAAAGGGUUGUCGAGCUCGAAAACUCUGAAAAUAUCAAAUAUAAGCUGACUGAAGAUUUAGAAGAAGCUAAAAAGAUCAUCGAAAAAACGACCCAAAUUUUGAGUUUUGAUAAAAGAGGCAGUAAAAACGAGCUCGAUAGCCUCGCAAAAGUUGCAAUGAUAAGACUUGGAAAAGCUGAAGAUGAUAGAAAUAGACUUUAUGAAGAAGUCGAGGAGCUUAAAAAAUGGCAGGAUACUGCUGUUCAAGAUAAAAAAGCUUAUGAGCAAAGAACAAAAGAGUAUUUAUCAAGAAUGCAAGAAAUGAGUCGACAAAUAGAAGGAUUAACUGAAAUAAUUGACCAAAAUGAAAAAAGUAUGAAAGAUGUCUUAGAAAGAUAUAACGACGCUAUUACCCAGCUGCAUGAAACUGAAAAAUCAUAUAAAGAGCUUGAAAGUGAUAACAGAAAACUUGUAUACUGCAUAGAGGAAUCAAAGAAUAAUGAAGAAAUUCUCAUAAAAGCAAUCAGUUUUGCAAGUCAGUCUGAUGAAAAAAUAGAAAUUUUAGAAAGCUUGUCAGAAGGAAAAGAAAAAUCCAAAGCAACUGAAGAAAUGGUCAAGAAUUUCAACGAAUUUAUAGAAGGAAUGCAAGAAAAAAUAUCAAAACAGUCAAAUGUUAUAGUAGAAAUGAACGAAAAAAUACAAGAAUUAAUGAAAACGAGGCAAGAAAAAGAAAAUGAGCUUGAGCAGCAAAGAAAACAUCGUGAUGCCUUAGAGAAGCAAGUUAAAGAAAUGGCAGAAAAAAUUGAAAAUUUAAUAAAAGAAAACGGAAUUCUUGUAAAAUACCAAGACGAAGUCGGAAAAUUAGCUAAAAAUGUAAAAAAGUUAAAGAGAAAUGAAGAGGUUUUAGAGGAAGAGGUUGAAAACUACAAAAAAGUGAUGAUUGAUUUGCAAAGGACUUCAAUUGAGCUGCAAGAUCAUGUAAAAAUUUUAACAGCUCAGCGAUCAGAGCUCCAAGAAGACAACCAGCUUAAACUUAAGCACAUAAAAUCCCUUGAGCAAAUCGUCACAAGACUUGAAACUUCUCUCUCCCACGCAGACAAUGCCAGAAUAGCAUCUGAAACUUCUCCUAAUAAAUCUAGUGAGCAGCUAAGCCAAGAAGUCACUCAGUUAAGUGACCUAUUAAAAAAAUUCAUCGAUGGCUACGCCUUUCUUGAGUCAAAACUCAAUGAAAACUCAAAAUACUGUGAAAAUAUGGUAAGAGAACUGACUGUAAAAACCAGAAAAAUCCAGCUGCUAGAAGAAGAAAAGAAAAAAAUCGGCGAGCUUGAGCAGAUUGUAAAGGAUCUUAAAUUAAGAAACGAGGCUCUAAAUUCUAAGCUAGAAGAAUAUGAGCUAGCUGCUGGAAUUCCAAAAGAAGCCACCCAUCCUCCAUUACAUUCUACAAGCUCUUGAAUUCCUUUGAGCUAA